AUGUAAUAAAAAAGUAAUAGUGUAUUGAAAAAUUUGGAAUAAUUACAGUAUUAUGUGAAAAACGAUGAGUUUUUGGAAGUGAUUAAGUCAUUCCUAAAAUUUAAAGCAACAGCUUUAUAAAUUUUAGAUUAGAUUGAAUAAUCAAUUGUAAAUGCUACAGUGAAAUGCACUCCAAAAGAAAUGAUUGGAUUGUAUGAUGAUUAUGGAACUUUAGAUAUUAUCAAUUGGUUACAAAGUGUAUCCAUAAAUGAAUAGAGUUAAGCUUUGAAGGAAAUUAAACUAGAGAAAUAAAGCAUUUAAAAGUUAAGACAUUCUUAUGAGAUAACAUUUAAGAAAAAUUUAAAAGAUUUAUAAGACAUUUUGGAAAAAACUUUAGAUGCUAUAAAUAAUUAAGUGGAAUAUCAAACUAAUCUAACUAUUACAAGGUUGAAAAAAAGAGAUGAAAGUAUUGUUUUAGAGAAUAAUGGAAUUUUAUUUGAUGCAGGUGUUGUGUCUGUUUGUGUAUUUGAACCUAAGUCAAAUGGAUUAUUUUUAAAAGGAUUACAUUAACCAAUAUUCUUUGAUGGAAUAUAUUUUGAAUAACCAAUAAAUUUUAAAGAGAAUCCACAUAAAAUAAAGUUUAGUUUACAUAAAGGUUUCAAUCUAAAGGAUAGUUUAUAUGAGGAAGAAUUCUCUAUUUAUGAUCCAGAAUUUAAGAAGGUAGAUGGGAAUAAUUAUGUAAUUGAGUUUAAGCAGUAGGUUAAAUUAGAGAAAGGCUGUAAAUAUUGUGUAUGUGCAUAUGCUGGUUAAGAUGAAUUCUUUGCAACAACUUAAUAUAUGGAAAUUGAAUAAGAUAACCCUUAUAUUAAAUUUCAAGAAAAGUCUUAUGAUCAUGGUGAGUUUAUUGCACCAGAUCAUGUCAAUUAGAUAAUUUCUGAACAUAAUAAGGGGAUAUUUUCAGCAUUUAUAGUAAUUGAAGAAUGA
This is a messenger RNA of Paramecium pentaurelia, 963 nucleotides long. The record is from the annotation of a GenBank genome assembly. NCBI's taxonomy places the organism in Eukaryota, Ciliophora, Oligohymenophorea, Peniculida, Parameciidae.